GAAGCCUCAGGAUCAUCGAUAAGUAUGGUAGUUCCCAACGCCAGGUGUGGCCGACUUGCUUCCUCAAGUUCAUCCGGGCGAUGUGAACGAUGAUGGCCAGGACUUACUCCGGGCCAAAGAACAACGCUUUCGCGCAUUCAAUCACAUCCAGGGCAGAUGGGAACUUUCUGUGGACGGCGAUAGCGAUCUUCCACGCAAACACGCCUCCUCCUCGUGGCCGUCGCGCGACGGCUGCUCAGACUCCGCCGUCACUGCCGUAGCGUGGUGCUCUCAACUCUGGAAUCUGGAGCGCGACCACUGGGGCUGUGGGAGGCCCCUCUCCCUUACGUGGCCGGUCUAGACUGCCGCGAAUGCGCGAAGCACACCGCUUAUGUUUGGCGAAAGGAACAAGCCUAGAGAGUCGCGACCGGACCUGUGAAUGAAGAAAGGCAUCCCCUCGCCUCCCGCAGCCUGCCGGUCUUUCAAGCUCAGCAUGGCUGCAAUUCGUUCAAGCAUGCACAUUGCAGCCAAUCUAUCGCGUCGACGCAUGUGGACAUCCCCGAACCCAGCUGCUAGCACAGUUAUCGCGAUUGAGUUCGUGCGGACAUCUGCUACGUUGCGAUCGUGCUCACGCCGUGUCCGUAUGUGUGCCAGUGGCGAGCUAUGAAUGUUCCGGGCGGUGAUAUCCCAUCGGAGGAAAACACGUUUGGGCAACGUGUUGUUGCGGAAGAUACGAUCGCGCUCGCCCUUUUUAUGUGUGCACUCCCCCUGCGCACUGUCGUCAUAAGACCCGGAAGACCCUGCCCAGGCGCGCUGCUGCCUGAUAUACAGUCCGUGUGGCCUGUGCUGUUCGCGCUGCUGGCUCUUGCAUCCUGAUCCUAGUAUCCUUUGUUAUCGUGGGUCCGGCCUCUCCCACUCUGCUUUGUCCUCUGCUCUGCUCAACGAACUCUAGCAAGAUUCCUCGCUACUCGGCGCCGCCCCUGGACUAUCACCACCACCAUAUCGCUUUGCGGAUCCCGAGCGUCCGCUGCCGACCCCAGCAAUGCCUCUUUCAACGAUAUCCAGCAUGUCCUCCCCUGCACCCAGCCGAUACCCUGACCUGCCUCCAGCACGUACACAAAGUCUAUCCGAAUUUGAGGUCGAGCAGCGCAGACAGCCGUUCAGCCCCACAAAAAGCAGGAGAAGAGGUUCCGAUCCUGAGCAUGACAAGGAGAUCGCAUAUCGCUCAGCAAUCGCAGCUGUCAUCAGCGCAAAGGCGCGCCCUUUCGCCGUGUCGGGGCGGGUGCCUAUGGACCCCGCGCACCUGACUCUUUUCUUCCGUACACAGAGCGGAAUCAGCCAUUCGUUGGACUUUCCAAUCGAUGUGGACGUUGACAUGCCCCCCGCGCUAGACGUACUCAUCGCGUCGUGCCUGCCGCAUGCCCAGAUGAGCGAGUACGCCGAAUGCGAGACGCUGUUCUAUCCGCCAAACCUACCACUCACCGCCACGCUCGAGCUCGCAAACCACCCCAUCCUCGAGGCCGUGCGCAAUUCGCUCUUCCCCGCACUACCUGUUGGCCACUACCUCACCGCCAUCCGAGACAAGCUUGAGGUCUGGCCAGCAGGGGGCGGGUCUAUCAUCCAGCCUCGCCCGCUCGAUACCCGCAUCGCGACCAUCCUUAUCACGCUACCUGUGAAGUUCAAGGGCGGCUCGCUCAUCGUGCGUGGGACGGAAGGGAUCGAGGAGCGGUUCUCCGGGCGAGGGCGCCCGGGGGAGCUGGAGUGGACGGCGUUCAUGUCGGACUGCGAGCACGAGAUGCAGACGGUCAGGAGCGGGUGCAAGAUGACGAUCUCGUACGCGGUGCAGGUCAAGUCGUUCGGGCCCGCGGGCAUCCAACCCGACCCGCUCAUCACCCCGAGCGACGCGUUCCUCGAUAACCUGUCCCCGUUGCUGAACAUGUCCCGCGGGAAGAGCAUCGCGUUCUAUCUGAGUGGAGGGUACGGGGUCAAUCCUGGGGAGGUGGUCGCGGAGUCGCUGGUGCCUAAUCUCAAGGGCGGUGAUUCUAUACUGUACCACGCGCUGAAGCUCUACAAGCUUGCGCCCGAGCUCCGCUGGACAGCAGGCGGGUACAUCUGGCCCGUCGACCAGACGGUGGAGAUCGGGCUCGAGAACCCGGAAAGCCCAACGACGUCCGUCGGGCGCGGGUCGCUCUCGGGCUCGAGCAAUGGCUCGCGCGGCAUGCCGCCCCUACGCGGCCCUUUCAGCUCGUCUGCUUCGGAGCCGGGAGAGGAGGAGCUCGAGGGCCUGCGUGCGCGGGUUCUGAAGAGCGGGGCGAUCCCGAUCACCGACACCGACAUCCGCAUACUGUCGGACCAGAUCGCGUUCCCGGGCGUGAUCGCACGAGAAAAGGUGCCGUUCGUGUCGUCGGUAGGCGACAUGGAGAAGCUGGUGGUGAACGUGCUAUUGGUGGUGUACGUACCGUAGGAGUUGGACUUGGUCAGAGUUUCUUUUGGUUGGCUCGCUGUUGCUUUCCUCCUUGCUUUGUUAUUGGCUUGGUCUUGCGGACAUUGUUGUAUUACUAGCAGUGUAUCAUAGGGCCUUUCUGUCGUGCUAAUACUCUUGC
Dichomitus squalens LYAD-421 SS1 is the source of this 2582-nucleotide messenger RNA. RefSeq lists its product as uncharacterized. The transcript is spliced from 4 exons. The coding region runs from base 1022 to 2443 and encodes 473 amino acids. NCBI's taxonomy places the organism in Eukaryota, Fungi, Basidiomycota, Agaricomycetes, Polyporales, Polyporaceae. The record is from RefSeq and is a predicted model, not a curated record.